This is a messenger RNA of Penicillium chermesinum, 3066 nucleotides long. RefSeq lists its product as uncharacterized. NCBI's taxonomy places the organism in Eukaryota, Fungi, Ascomycota, Eurotiomycetes, Eurotiales, Aspergillaceae. The transcript is spliced from 7 exons. Bases 1 to 3066 code for a protein of 1021 amino acids. The record is from RefSeq and is a predicted model, not a curated record.
AUGGCAACCCGCCACAACACCAGGGACUCGGAGAUCCUGAGUGAGUAUCUCUCACGACGCAGUACACAUACGUCCAAGAAAGAGGAUAAGUCUCUAUGGGGUCGCGUGAAGAAAGCAUGGCAGAAAUGUGGCCUGGACAAGCACACCGUCAUCCAGAUGAUAAAAGGCGGCCUUGCGCCAACAAUCGCAGUGGCGAUCUACCAAGCUACCGAUGUAGCAGACGAGUUCACCACGCUGGGCUAUCUGCUCCCAAUCGUCUCUAUCUAUGGAUUCCCUGUUAUGCCCCGCGCCAAGUUCAUCCAAAUGUUUAUAGUGGAUCUCAUGGCCGUCUGCAUAGGGACUUGCUUCGCGCUGCUGACCAUGCUCUCCAGCGUAAAAGCGCGGCAACACACCGAAUCAGGAUCAACUACCACAUAUAACUCUUCAGCCUCCGCCGUUACUGCGGUCUGGCUGUUUUUUCAAAUCUGGAUGGUGCAUACAUUCCGUGCGAAGUACCCCCAGUUCCAGUUCCCCGUCAUCAUAUACUCGUUCUUCGCCAACAUCGCAGCCAUCUAUGCACCCCAGGAGGCAAAUAUGACAUCUGCAUUCACAUUUGUCUUGAGGCUCCUCAAGACCUUCUUGACGGGGUUAGCUCUCUCGGCCGGCGUGUCGCUGUUUCUCUUCCCGAAUACAUCCCGAAAAGCUGUUUUCAAGCAGAUGGCCGGGUACAUCAAUAGUCUGCGCACCGCGUUAGAUGCACAUGCAGUGUAUUUCUUAACGUUGGAAAGUGAUGACAUGUUUGGACGCGCAGAGACAUACGAUUCCUCGCGUGAGAAAUCGAACAAAAAGGGAAAGGUGUAUAGCCCGGAGGCCGAGGCGAUUCGAGUUGCGAUCCGACAGAUCAAUGACAUGCAUGCGAAGCUCCACGGUGACUUGACAUUUGCUAAACGGGAGUUUGCACUUGGAAGGCUUGGCCCGGAUGACCUGCAGGGCAUUUUUCGUCAUUUACGCCAGGUUAUGAUCCCGGUCACUGGGCUAGGCUUUGUAGUUGAUAUCUUCCAACGACUGUCCGAGUAUAACCGUUGGAAUCCGCCCAUUGACCCAACUGUUGGAGUCCUCCCUGAUGGAAUACGCGAGAGUGUUGUGCGGGACUGGAAUGAAAUUAUGAGGGCAGUGCAUGAUCCGUUUGCGACGAUCAUUCAGACUAUUGAUGAGGGAUUGCUGCAUACUCUUUAUGUGUUUCGAUUGGCUAAGCCGCCAAAAAGGAUAGCAUUGGCGCAGGAGGUGAAUGGCGAUGGUGUGACGCAUGACCCGAAAGAUGUCGAAGCUGAGACGGAAAACCGAAUGCCCGGUGAAAAGGGGUUUGCAAAGCAUUUCGAGAAAAAGCUAGCAGAGUUCCGAAGAGCUAAACGCAUCGCUUUGGAGACAUGGGCCGAAGAGAAAGGCAUCUCUCUCCCACCCGAUUUCUUUGAUCACCCCGCGUCUGUCCAGAGUUUGAAGGGCGACUUUUUCGAUGCGUCGGCCUCUUAUCAAGACCGGAGCAGACGGCAACUAUACCUUUUUCUCUAUAUGGAGCAAUUGCUUUACUCGACUGGGCAAACUGUUUUGACCUUCAUUCUGUUUGCCGACGAGGUCGAAGCGAAAGGCAAGCUGUCACGAAUAAGGCUGGUCAUUCCAGGCUUCAAGCGAUGCUGGAAGUGGGCAAAGAGCUUCUUCGACUUCGGUGAUAACCAUGAGGACGGAAAUAUGGGCGAUGUACACACGCAGAGCUCCAUGUUAGAACUGGGGGAAGCCUACAGGAACCGCAAAGACCCCGAACACCUGCCACCAACGAAUUGGUUUCAGAAAUGUGGUGACAAAGUCCGGAUGAUUCCGAGGUUCCUUAGGUCGUUUGAGGCUAGCUACGGAUUCCGGGUAGCAUGUGCAACCAUGACCAUUGCCGUUGUAGCAUUCUUACACGAUACCCAGCAUUUCUUUACGAAGCAGCGCCUAGUGUGGGCCAUGAUCAUGCCUCCUGGUGUGGUAUAUCCCGGCCAAAAGACGCCUGGGAUCAUCGUAUUCCUCUUUAUCGCCCUCUCAAUCGGCUUCUACGUACCCAUUAAGAUGUUGAGAUUCCGACCGAUCGGCCUCAUCGGUGUCAUCACCACAGCUAUGAUUAUCGGGUAUGAGCUGUCCGUACGCAAAGUCGGGGAGGCAGUCGCUACUUCCAACGGACAAGCUUAUUACCCGAUUUAUGUGCUCGCGCCUUACCGUCUUGCGACUGUCAGCGGGGGGAUCGCUGUCGCUUUCUUCUGGACAUUCUUCCCAUACCCCAUCUCUGAGCAUUCAGUUCUACGCCAAAACCUGGGGGCUUCACUCUAUUACCUCGCUAAUUACUAUUCCAUUAUCCAUGAAACCAUAAUGGCUCGCAUGCGUGGUGAACAAGGCGACAUGACCCUCAAGACGUCUGCAGGACGCAAACUGGAAAAGGCGCGUGGCAAGGUAUUCUCGAAGCAGAUGCUCAUGCUGAAUAGCCUCCGCACGUACUCCGGCUUCCUACGAUGGGAAGUUCCUAUCGGUGGCAAGUUCCCGAAAGACCAGUACGACGCAAUCAUCCUCUGGUACGCCUCCGACACAAUGAUGCGUCUGGGCGAAGACGACGAUGGGUCAGGCUCCGAGUGGUUACGCGACCUGCGCAGACUGGUCGGCGAAGCUCAGGUUACCACUCAUGAGGUGACGACACUGCUAUGUCUGCUCUCAGCAAGCAUCACCAACCGGCAACCGUUGCCACCCUAUCUCAAGACGCCUCGGCCAUAUAGCUUUUCCAAGCGGCUUGAGGCGCUUGAUAAAGAUAUCCUGAGUAUCCAGCAUAUAGCCGAACCCGGUUUCGCCGCAUUUGCAGUGCUGCAGAUAUCUACUCGGUGCAUUGUGGGUGACGUAGAUCGGCUCAUGCGGUGUGUCAGAGACCUAGUCGGAGAGCUGGACUUUUCUUUCCACACCGUCACCACCACGGACGGUAGCAUAACACACUCGAGAAUGGCAUCUGCGGCGCCAUCGAGGGUAUCUGUGAAUGAAGCGCAGGCAGCUGAUCGUGAUAAAACCGCUUAA